AGCCCCAGGCACAAAGUUCGAUUUUUUUUUUAACCAAACAGCAGAUUAUCAUGGACUUUAUUGUCUGCUGUGGACCCACUGUGUAAAGAACAAUGGAACAACAGGCUGUAAAACGAAAAGAAAGGAUCGCUGGCUUUGGAGCAAAAGCCUUUGGGGGACAAGUUGUUGAGAAUGCAAUGCUCAGUAAAGAAGAAUUUAUUGAGAAGGUCCGUCAGAGCAAUGAAGCAUGUAAAAAUGGAGACUUUCAAAUGGCCAUUGAACUCUACAGCGAAACCUUGCAAGUUGAUCCUCAAAACUGCAUCUUGUAUAGUAACAGAUCAGCAGCAUUUCUGAAAACUCUGCAGUAUGAAAAGGCUUUAGAUGACGCUAUUAAAGCCCGCUUGCUGAAUCCUAAAUGGCCAAAGGCAUACUUCCGACAGGGUGUUGCCCUUCAGUAUCUUGGGCGCCAUGCGGAUGCACUGGCUGCCUUUGCUUCCGGCUUGGCUCAGGAUCCCAAGAGCUUACAGCUUUUACUUGGCAUGGUAGAAGCAGCAAUGAAAUCGCCAAUGAGAGAAUCCCUGGAACCAACCUAUCAGCAACUCCAGAAAAUGAAACUAGACAAAAGUCCCUUUGUGGUUGUGUCAGUGAUUGGGCAAGAACUACUGACCUCAGGACACCAUGGAGCGUCUGUGGUUGUACUAGAAGCUGCCCUGAAAAUCGGAACUUGCAGUCUAAAACUGAGGGGAUCAGUCUUUUCUGCCCUAAGCAGUGCUUACUGGUCUCUUGGGAACACAGAGAAAAGUACAGGAUAUAUGCAACAGGACUUGGACGUAGCAAAGACUCUAGGUGACCAGACGGGAGAGUGCCGAGCCUAUGGGAAUCUGGGAUCUGCAUUCUUUUCCAAAGGAAACUUUCGGGAGGCACUUACUAACCACAGACAUCAGCUAGUCCUUGCCAUGAAACUAAAGGAGAGAGAGGCAGCGUCAUCUGCGUUAAGCAGUUUGGGUCAUGUCUACACAGCUAUUGGUGAUUACCCCAAUGCUCUGGCCAGCCACAAGCAGUGUGUUCUACUAGCUAAACAAUCCAAAGAUGAACUGUCUGAAGCAAGAGAGCUGGGGAACAUGGGAGCUGUCUAUAUUGCAAUGGGGGACUUUGAAAAUGCAGUCCAUUGUCAUGAGCAACAUUUAAAAAUUGCAAAGGACCUUGGAAACAAACGGGAGGAAGCACGAGCUUACAGCAACCUUGGCAGUGCCUUCCACUACAGAAGAAAUUUUGACAAGGCAAUGUCUUACCACAACCAUGUUCAAGAACUUGCCCAGGAAUUAUCAGACAAGUCAAUAGAAAUGCGAGCCUAUGCAGGUUUAGGACAUGCUGCACGGUGCAUGCAAGAUUUGGAGAGAGCUAAACAAUACCACGAACAACAACUAUGCAUUGCAGAAAGUCUGAAAGAUCGGGCAGCUGAGGGAAGAGCUUCUUCAAACCUGGGAAUAAUUAAUCAAAUGAAAGGAGAAUUUGAUACUGCACUAAAACUACAUAAAACUCACCUUUCCAUCGUUCAAGAACUGAAUGAUUAUGCAGCCCAAGGUAGGGCUUAUGGAAACAUGGGAAAUGCAUACAAUGCGCUUGGAAUGUUCGACCAAGCUGUGAAAUACCACCGGCAAGAGCUCCAGAUUUCAAUGGAGGUCAAUGACAGAGCUUCGCAAGCUUCUACGCAUGGAAAUUUAGCUGUAGCCUAUCAGGCCUUAGGUGCCCAUGACAGAGCUUUGCAGCAUUACCAAAACCACCUGAACAUUGCUAGAGAGCUGAGAGACAUACAGAGUGAGGCCCGAGCUCUGAGCAACCUUGGAAAUUUUCAUUGCUCCCGUGCCGAAUAUAUGCAAGCCGUACCGUUCUAUGAACAGUACCUAAGAAUAUCUCCUGAUUUACAGGAUAUGGAAGGCGAAGGAAAGGUUUGUCAUAAUCUUGGCUAUGCCCAUUACUGUCUUGGAAAUUACCAGGAAGCUGUCAAAUAUUAUGAACAGGAUCUUGCAUUGGCAAAGGAUCUUCAUGACAAGAUGAGCCAAGCCAAGGCUUACUGUAACUUGGGCCUUGCAUUUAAAGCAUUAAUGAACUAUAAUAAAGCAGAGGAUUGCCAGAAAUACCUUUUGUCUUUGGCACAGUCCUUGAAUAAUUCCCAAGCAAAAUUCCGUGCACUUGGAAACCUUGGUGAUAUUUUUGUCUCUAAGAAAGAUGUAAAUGGUGCAAUAAAGUUUUACGAGCAGCAGUUAAGUUUAGCCCAUCAAGUGAAAGACAGGAGACUAGAGGCAAGUGCUUAUGCUGCCUUAGGAAGUGCUUAUAGAAUGAUACAAAAAUAUGACAAAGCUUUGGGGUAUCAUACGCAAGAGCUGGAGGUCUUCCAGGAAUUAAAUGAGUUACCAGGAGAAUGCAGAGCUCAUGGCCAUCUGGCUGCAGUUUAUAUGUCUCUUGAGAAGUACACUAUGGCCUUCAAAUGCUACGAAGAACAACUUGAGCUUGGGCAAAAGCUUAAAGAUCCUAGCAUAGAAGCUCAAGUCUAUGGAAACAUGGGCAUCACCAAAAUGAACAUGAAUGUAAUGGAGGAAGCUAUAGGCUACUUCGAACAGCAGUUAGCCAUGUUACAACAGUUGAAUGGUAAUGAAUCAAUACUUGACAGAGGUCGGGCUUAUGGAAAUUUGGGAGACUGUUAUGAUGCCCUUGGAGACUAUGAAGAAGCAAUAAAAUAUUACGAGCAGUAUUUAUCUGUAGCCCAGAGUUUAAAUCGUUUGCAAGACCAGUCGAAGGCCUACAGGGGACUUGGAAAUGGACACAGGUCCAUGGGAAAUUUACAGCAGUCCCUUGUGUGCUUUGAAAAGAGGCUUGUGGUUGCUCAUGAACUUGGGGAGACAUCAAACAAGGCCCAAGCAUAUGGGGAGCUGGGAAGCUUGCACAGUCAGCUAGGAAAUUAUGAACAAGCAAUAUCCUGUCUGGAACGGCAAUUAAACAUUGCCAGGGAAAUGAAAGACCAGAUACUGGAGAGUGAUGCAGCUUGUGGUCUGGGUGGAGUAUAUCAGCAGAUGGGGGAAUUCGAUACUGCAUUACAGUACCAUCAACUAGACUUGCAGAUAGCGGAGGAAACCAACAAUCCAUCUUGUCAGGCUCGAGCGUAUGGAAAUCUUGGACUAACUUAUGAAUCCCUUGGUAACUUUGAGAGAGCUGUGGUUUAUCAAGAGCAGCACCUUAGCAUUGCAGCAGAAAUGAAUGACUUAGUGGCUAAGACCAUAGCUUAUAGUAGCCUAGGGAGAACUCACCAUGCUUUGCAGAACUACUCCCAGGCAGUAAUGUACCUACAGGAAGGCUUGAGGUUAGCAGAACAGCUGGCCCGUAGAGAAGAUGAGGCCAAAAUUAGACAUCGCCUUGGACUUUCGCUGUGGGCUAGCGGAAACCUGGAAGAAGCUCAGCAUCAGCUUUACAGAGCCUCAGCGUUAUUUGAAACAAUAAGACAUGAAGUUCAGCUCAGCACUGAUUAUAAGCUCUCCCUCUUCGAUCUGCAAACAUCAUCAUACCAAGCCCUGCAACGUGUGUUAAUCAGUCUCGGUCAUCAUGAUGAGGCUCUAGCAGUGGCAGAAAGAGGGAGAACGAGGGCAUUUGCUGAUCUCCUAGUAGAACGUCAAACCGGUCAGCAGGAAUCUGAUCCAUAUUCACCUGUGACUAUUGAUCAAAUAUUGGAGACAAUAAAUAGUCAAAGAGGCCUGGUGCUAUAUUACUCAUUAGCUGCUGGUUAUCUUUACAGCUGGCUUCUUGCUCCUGGUUCAGGAAUAUUAAAAUUUCAUGAAUGUUAUUUGGGAGACACAUUAAUGGAAAAUGCCAGUGAGUUUAAUGAAUGUGGAAGUAUGGGUUUCCACAGCGCCAAUAACUCGGUAAUAGAGCAGUACAUAGCAAAUGUCCGAGAGAAUCUUGGAGUGGAGUCUUAUUACACUAGGACUUGUGCAAGCAGUGAGACUGAAAGCGAGGCCGGAGACUAUAUGGACCAACAAUACGAUGACAUUAACAAUAAAAUUAAUUCUGUCACAGAUCCUACUGGAUUCCUGCGAAUGGUCAACAGGAACAACACCUUCAACAGGAGCUGCCAAAGUAUGACCAGUCUUUUCAGUAAUCCAACAUCACCAGUGAAGGACAACAUGUCUUCUCUUCCCCGAAAACAGAGCCCUCUUAGUAAACCACCACUGCGUGCUUUGUACGAUCUACUCCUGGCUCCAAUGGAAGGGGGCCUAAUGCAUUCCAGUGGUCCUGUUGGGCGACAUAGGCAGCUGGUUCUUGUUCUAGAAGGGGAACUUUACCUCAUCCCAUUUGCGUUGCUGAAGGGAAGCUCAUCGAAUGAGUAUCUUUAUGAGCGUUUCAGUCUGAUUUCUGUUCCUUCCAUCCGCUCGCUGAACGUAAAUUCCAAGUCUCAUUUACGCAAAAAUGCAGCAAUGUAUUCAAGUUCUACCUCAAUGGCUGCUGUUGUGGGGAACCCCAAGCUUCCUCCUUCUGUGAUGGAUAGGUGGCUUUGGGGGCCAAUGCCCUCAGCUGAAGAAGAAGCAUAUAUGGUAUCUGAGCUACUUGGAUGUCAACCUCUUGUGGGCAGCUCAGCGACAAAGGAAAAAGUUAUGAGUGCACUUACUCAAGCCGAAUGCGUCCACUUUGCUACCCACAUCUCAUGGAAACUAGCAGCACUAAUUUUAACACCGAACUGCGAGAGUGGAUCAGGAACAAAUAAAGGCACUUUCGUCAAUACAUACACUAUUCCAGAGUCAUUACAAAUGCAGGAUGAUGCUAGCGAUGUUGAGAGCAUAUCAGAUUGUCCACCUCUACAGGAAUUUCUUCUAACAGCCGCAGAUGUACUGGAUCUCCGGCUCCCUGUAAAGUUAGUGGUUCUUGGGUCCUACCAGGAGUCCAGCAACAAAGUUACAGCAGAUGGUGUUAUUGGCUUGACACGAGCGUUCCUGGCUGCCGGUGCUCAAUGUGUCCUUGUAUCUCUUUGGCCUGUGCCGGUGGCAGCAUCAAAAAUGUUUGUACACGCUUUCUAUUCAUCUCUUCUAAAUGGCAUGAAAGCAAGUGCGGCACUCUCAGAAGCAAUGAAAACUGUUCAAAGCAGUAAGCAGCACUCACAUCCAUCAAACUGGGCAGGAUUUAUGCUUAUUGGAAGCGAUGUGAAGCUCAACAGCCCCUCAUCACUGAUUGGCCAAGCAUUGUCAGAGAUCCUCCAAAAUCCAGACCGGGCAAGAGAUGCCCUGAGGGUCCUGUUACAUCUGGUUGAAAAGUCCUUGCAGCGCAUUCAGAAUGGACAGCGGAAUUCCAUGUAUACUUCCCAGCAGAGUGUGGAGAAUAAAGUGGGUGGAAUUCAUGGCUGGCAGUCCCUGUUGACAGCAGUAGGAUUUCGUCUUGACCCUCCAAGCAGUGGCCUUCCUGCAGCAGUGUUUUUCCCUACUUCAGAUCCUGGUGACCGCCUACAGCAGUGUAGCACCACAAUCCAGUCACUGUUAGGUUUGCCUCAUGCCGCACUACAAGCACUUUGCAAACUGAUUACUGCUUCAGAAACAGGAGAACAGCUAAUUAAUCGGGCUGUUAAAAAUAUGGUUGGAAUGUUGCACCAGGUCCUUGUUCAACUUCAGACAGGAGACAAAGAACAUGAUUUCUCGUCAGCGCCGAUCCAGGUCUCUAUCAGCGUUCAGCUUUGGAGAUUACCUGGAUGUCAUGAAUUUCUGGCAGCUUUAGGAUUUGACCUGUGUGAAGUUGGCCAAGAAGAGGUCAUCCUGAAAACAGGCAAACAAGCAAACAAGAGGACAAUGCAGUUUGCUCUUCAAUCACUCCUUGCUCUUUUUGAUUCUACUGAGCUCCCAAAACGCCUUAGUCUUGACAGUUCUUCAUCCCUUGAAUCCUUGGCAUCUGCUCAGUCAAUUUCCAACCCAAUGUCUCAAGGCUACCCUGGUCAUCCAUUCUCCCCAACAUGCCCUGAUGGUAUGGCCUCAGAUGCUAUAUCAGUGUACAGUUUGAGCUCAAUUGCAUCUUCUAUGAGUUUUGUUUCCAAAGCAGAUUGCUUAGCAGAAGAACACAAGGUACGUCUGGAUCAUGACAGACCAAAAAAUAUAUAUACUCACAGAACCUCUACAACAAGAGGUCAGUCUUCCCCUCAAACCAACAUGUCUUCAAGCAAGGAGGAGCAGGAGGAGUAUGAUGGGUUUUCUAUAAUAAGCAACGAACCUCUUCUGUCAUACACAGAUCCUAACCUCAAACAUGACAAUAUUCAGGAAACAAUCCAAGUGUCAGUAAACUCAAAAGGAAGUAUAAGCACACCAAAUUCUCCUGUUAAACUAGCUCUUAUUCCAAGUCCAAAUUCACCAUUCCAAAAAGUUGGAAAACUAGUAAGUUCAGAUACAGGAGAGUCAGAUCAAUCCAGCACGGAAACAGAUAGUACAGUAAAAUCUCAAGAAGAAACAAACCCAAUGCUUAAUCCUGAAGAGCUGGCCCAAAGGAUUUUAGAGGAGACUCAAAGCCACCUGAUUGCAGUUGAACGGCUUCAGAGAAGUGGCAGUCUGGUUAAUAAAACAAAUAAUUCACCAGAUGGUGCUUCCACUCCAAAUGGUAGCUCAACAUUUAGGUCAUCUGAAACAAGCGCUUUUAGUAGACCUGCUCAGAAAGGAAUGCCUUCCCCAGUAACUGUGAAACCAAAGCCUCCAACAAGAAGUUCAUCUCUUCAGAAAGUGAGCUCAGGAUACAACAGCCCUGCAAACUCUGAAACAUCACUAAAGGACUCUGGAAGACUCCACAGUGGUCAGCCUUCUCCCAGUUCAGACUCACCUAGUUUUAAACUGAAAUAUCCUAGCUCGCCAUACAGCUCUCAUAUUUCAAGAUCGCCAAGAAACAUGUCUCCAAGCUCAGGCCACCAGUCUCCUGCAGGAAGCACAUCAUCUCCAGCUCUUUCAUACUCUUCUGCUGGAUCUGCUCGCUCAAGCCCUGCUGAUGCUCCUGAUAUUGAUAAACUAAAACUUGCUGCCAUUGAUGAAAAGGUGAAAGCUAUUCAUAAUCUGAAGAUGUUUUGGACAAGUACACCACAACAUACAUCUGGUCCCAUCAAAAUAUUACGAGGAACUCCAGGAACAAUGACUUCAAAGAAAGACGUUCUUAGUUUGUUGAACCUGUCUCCUCGACAUAGCAAGAAAGAGGAAGCAACAGAUAACCUUGAACUGAAAGAAUUAUCUGUUCAGCAAAAGCAUGUUGAUGCCACGCAAAAAAAUCCACCAAAUGGCCACAAACACUCAGAAAACAUUAAUGUAGCAAAUGUAGCACAGUCAUCACCAUCAAUUAAUGUACCUGGAACUAUACGCAAUUUAAAGUUAGCAUCUGGGAAUGGGUACAAGUUCCUUUCACCAGGAAGAUUUUUUCCAUCUUCAAAGUGUUAAAAUGUCUUUUUUACAACUUUUACGGCCUUGUUGCUAUUUGUAUUUUGUCAAUGUCCAAUUGCCUUCAUUAAGUGAAAGACUAAAAUAUUUCAUGUGAAGCAGUGGUCACAAUGGAUUGCAUAUAUACCAAAGUUGUAUCAAAUUUAGAAAUAUAAUUUGUAAUGAAAAUUUACUAAAUUUUAUAUUAUGAUAAUACUGAGGUUGUUUCCUGAAAAAUAAACAAAACUACACGUAGAUGUAAAAUACCAAGUGGGAUUUGAAAAAUCACAUUGAAUAUUUGCUCUGAGAUAACUUUAUUGAAAUGCAGUCAGUACUUCCAUGCUUUAGGUAUAUUUAUAAUAGUGUUAUGUAUCGAAAUGUGAAAUACACAAAAUGUUUUGAUAUUACAAUAAAUUCUGUUAUUAUUA
Pelobates fuscus (common spadefoot toad) is the source of this 7822-nucleotide messenger RNA. RefSeq names its product tetratricopeptide repeat domain 28 (gene TTC28). The record is from RefSeq and is a predicted model, not a curated record. NCBI's taxonomy places the organism in Eukaryota, Metazoa, Chordata, Amphibia, Anura, Pelobatidae. Gene Ontology annotation, molecular function: protein binding. Bases 93 to 7415 code for a protein of 2440 amino acids. The transcript is spliced from 23 exons.